GCGCGCGCAGGUGACGUCGCUGCGCGGGCGCCGCCGUUGGCGUGGCGGAGGGGCGGGCGGGCGCGGCUACUCCGAGCGCGGGGCGAGGUAGCCGUGGAAGCGGUUAGGGGACGGAAAUGGGAAUAUUGCGAGGGAAAAGGGAGCGGUUUUAAAACGACAGUGCAUUAGGUGGCCGAAAAGCUGCCCCAGAGCAGGAGACCCCUGGGCCCGACCCCCGUUAGGAAGGAGGGAGCCGCAGGAAGCCCCGGCCAUACGGUUGCAGUUCAGGGAGCUGCUGAGGGAAGCUGGGGUGGUCAGGAGAAAUGCGCGGGGCGGGCGGUACGAGCCGUGCGUCAGAGGAGAUGUCUGCGGUGGUCGUGGCGCGCUCGCGGCUCGGAGUGGCGGAACUGCCAGCAGCGCGAGGGACGUUCAGUGCGUGUUCGCAGUCUGUGCUCGGGAGGAGGCGAAACGGUGUGGUUCACUACAGCCCCCUAAUCUGUGUGCGAGAAAAACGCAGGAAAACUAUCCGCUGCUCAUUUUUAAUAAAUCUGGGAAUUUCAGGGAAAUUCCAGAAAACCAGAAGAAUGCUCCCGUUGUGCCAGUAAUCAGAGAGGUAAAACAAUCCGAGUGUCAAUGUGCUAAACUGGAUGGGGAGAUAGGCAAACUCUGGUAAUAUCUCCUUGCCUUUGUGAUGUGACAUUUGGCAAAGCCUUGCUUUGGAGCUUUUGGAAUGAGGAAGUAAACAGCUGCAUGCAAAGACAUAUGGAAUUAAGGGACAUCCUGAAAAGUGGAGGCACAGCUGUGGAUGCUGCUAUUGCUGCCUUGAUCUGCACCUCGGUGACGAAUCCUCAGAGCUCAGGCCUGGGUGGCGGGGUCGUAUUUACCAUCUAUAACGCCAGCACAGGAACAGUCGAGGUGAUCAAUGCCCGCGAGACAGUCCCACGAGAGUUUCUGCGCAAUUUGUUGACUGGCUGCACUGGUGUCCCUAUUGGGCCCCACUGGAUUGCUGUACCAGGAGAAAUUCGUGGCUAUGAAGCAGCCCACAAGCGAUAUGGCCGCUUACCAUGGAAAUCACUGUUUGAACCAACCAUCAAGCUCCUUUCAGAGCCACUUAUCAUUUCCCCAGUUAUGGACGGAAUUAUGAGUCACCCAAACUUCUCCAGACCAGGACGAAGCCUCUGCCCGUUGAUAUGUGAAGGUCAAAGGUUUCUGAAGCAUGGAGAGACCUUCAGGUGGCCAGCAUUGCAGCGAACGCUGAGAGCUGUGGCAGAAAACGGAGCUUCAGCAUUUUAUGAGGGGCCGAUAGGAAAGGCCCUGGUGGAGGACAUGAGGAAGGCUGGGUCCAGUAUCUCACUGGAGGACCUUAAGGCAUACAAAGCAGAGGUGUCCUCAGCUCUGAACAUUACCCUGAACAAUUACACCACAGUGUUUUCUCCUGGACCGCCCAUGGGAGGUGCUGCGCUCCUGUUCAUCCUCAAGAUACUUGAAGAGUAUAAGCUCCACAAAGAGUCACUGGCAACACCGGAGGAGAAGGUGGAAAACUACCAUCUUAUUGCAGAGGCCCUGAAGUUUGGCAAUAUGCAAAAACCCCAUAUGAGUGACCCAGCAUUCUCUGAUGCCCAGGUGACUGCUGGGAUCCUGCUGUCUGAUAAAGUUGCUAAGUUUGUCAGAAGCCAAAUAGAUGACAGCGGUGACCAUCCACUCAACCAUUACCAGGUGCUGGAGUCCACCUCUAGCCACAGAUACAAAACUAAGGGCACCACCCACAUCUCUGUGCUCGCUGCAGAUGGCAGUGCCGUGUCCGCCACCAGCACCAUCAACUACCCGUUCGGCUCCUUUGUAUAUUCUAACCAAACUGGGAUCAUUUUAAAUAAUGAACUUGCUGAUUUCUGCAUAGCAAACAGAAGUAUUAAGCCAGGAGAGAGGCCUCCCUCGUCCAUGGUGCCUUCCAUUCUCGUAUCCAAAACAGGAGAUAUGCUGGUGAUCGGAGGAGCCGGUGGGUCCUGGAUUAUCAGUGCUACUGCUAUGGCUAUUAUAAACAAGCUAUGGCUUGGCUAUGACCUGGAACAUGCCAUUGCGGCUCCCAUCAUGCAUACUGAAGGUGACAAAAUCCUGUUUGAGACAAACUUCAGUGAGGAGGUUAGGAGCGGCCUGCUGAGAAGAGGACAUAAAGAAAAUAAAUUUAUGUUUGCACUGAAUGUUGUGCAGGGAAUUUCCAAGGAAGGAAAAUGCAUCUCUGCUUACUCUGAUAUAAGGAAGCUGGGGAAAUCAGCUGGAUAUUAGCAUCAGAUGCCAUCACAACUCCUUUAUUCUAACCAAAAACCACAGGAGAUAACUAAAUUCAGAACAUGCUUUGGCUUGGGCCUGCCAACAUCAGCUGUUCCCAUCAGGAUGCCUCCCAGAGUAUGGACAAAACCGUUGGUUACACCUAACUCCAACAGACUGCAAGUACCCUCAGGCAAUACAAGGACAGGUCCGCCAGCCUUGAUUAGAGCUACAUCUUCCAUUACAUAGUCAAUAUUUGGAAAAACAUAUUUCUUGAGCCGACCAGCUAUUCAAAAUAGGAAUAUACAAGGUGGGAAAGGAAAAUUGGUCCAAAACCCACUGGGAACACUGUGAAAUGACCUAGCUGUAUCUUCCGUUUGUGCUGGAGAGCCUCAGUUAGGACUAUAAUUAGUUUCUUUCAGGCUAUUGCUAUGAUAAAAGGUUAUUGCUGGGGCUCAGAGAUGUGAAGUAACUGAGCUCUCUUGCUUAGGUAAGUGUUUUGGUGUUAGGAUUGCAAGAAGUGGCUGUAGGCUCAAGAUUUUAAAAUCACACGUGAACUAACUUCUGGGGUUACAGGGUGGGCUUGGAAAGGGAAAGGAAUAAAACUCCAAACUCCCCAUCUUGAUUUUCCCAUCCAGAGAAGCCCUACCUGUCCCAGAGGUGACAGAUAAAAUCAGCACCAUAGCACAAGCCUGCUGCCCUGUGUACUCUCUGCCUUGGGGACACAGAGGGCCCCAGGAGCCCAGAAUAUCUGUGCUGAAGCUUCCUUCAACUCCGCACACUGGUGACCUUGAGAGUGAGCCUCCCAUGGAGCAAUGUGAAUUCCCUGCUCCCAGGAGGGACAGGCCUCAGUUCAGCUCCCUCAGGGCAUUUCUCCCUGUGGCAGAGGAGUCCCACCCUGUGGUGUGGGCCAGUUCUCCCUCCUCUUCCUCCCCUUCUGCUUGCAAAACACAAGUAGUUUGGGAAGGCAGAUGAGGGCAGCUUUGGAAGAGAUGUUCUUGAAAGCUUUGCAACUUUCUGCAAAAUACAAAGGAUGCAUGAUCAGAUGCCUUGAUUUGUCACCAUAUGCUCAGCCUAAUCAGGCAAAUACUACUAGGACUGCUGAGAAGUGAUGCAGCGCUAUUAGACAUUUGCAGAAUACUUUUUUUUUUCCAUCGCCUACCUGCCUGUUUACCAAAAUUGGCGUCUAACAAUCACUACAGAUUAUGAGGAGAAAAUUGUAGGGCUAUUUAAGAACCAUCACUAACAGAAGAAAGUCGUGUAGGAGAGACCUGAACCCAGUCACCUUGAUGCAAGAGGCCUGUCACAGUUCCUCCUUUACCUUGCCCUGCUUACAAUGGCUAAGGGAAUUAGAUGUGUAAAAAGACAUGUUUACCAAAUAUUUAGCAAAGCACUUCUCAAAUACCCAGGGGCAAGUUGCAACAGUGCCCAACAACGCUCCUCAUUUCCAAAAAUCUUGUAAACUGCACUUGCUAUGGGCACACAGUAGUGCACGUGUGUUUCUGAAGGCACAGCAAAGCCAGAGCAAGGCACUAGCCAAUCCCUCCUCUUCCCCAAACAUCUUACUUCUCACCUCACAUCCAGCUGUUGGUAUUCCCACCCCACUUUUAGAGAGAUUCCUAGUAAAGAAACAAAUGAACUGUCUCUGUAAAUACUGUGACAAGUGUCUGAGCACACAUUAUUAAAAACACAAAACAAAACUGGGUUUACUCAUCCACAUAUGCUGCUGUGAACAAAGCCAGAUAGGUUAUAAGUCUAUGUUCAUACCCAUAAAGUCUGUCCAAUUAAGCCAUCAACUUGCUGGAGUCUCAGCUUUCAAUGGCAUUUUAAUGAUAUUCAGAGUAAAGCUGACGAGAGCCAGACAUGUGUUUUCCUUCAGAAACUGUACACUAAGGACUGUGGUUCAGGGCAUGAGCAAAGCUGCCUCAGAGCUGAUAGAAAAGUAUUCCUCAGUUGCCAAAGUUGCCAGAUCAUGCCCACAAGCACUUACUCAUGCACCUGGAAGACUGGUUACCUAUGUUUAGAGCUACCUACGUGCACCCCGCCCUCCAAAUGGAAUGCCUGUUAAAUUCCCUAAUUCAGGAAAGACUUAAAGCUUCUUGAAUACUUAAAGUUUCUUGAACAGAGCUGUUUACUCAAGCCAUAGCAGUGGCAAAACACCCUGUUAGACAGCAUUAGAGCAUUGAUCAAAUUCACAUUUCAGCAUAGAGAAAGGGAAUGGGCCUAGAGCUUGAAACUGGGUGGUGGUUUUGUUUAAUGUGUGUGUGUGUGUGUGUGUGUGUGUGUGUGUGUAAGUUUAAAAGAAUUUUUUUUGAUAGCCAUAGUUGAUCUACAUAAUUUGUUGAAACCAAAAGUUUUCUACUUUUAGUAAUGACUUCCUUACUUCAGCUACCAUGUCUUAGGUGCAUUGGUUCUAGUGUCAGAAAUACCACCUCAACUGCAGUGACAUUGCAGGGGAAGCACUUAUGGGUACCAGACACCAUCUGCAGCUCACAUUUCAGGACCAGACGGACUAACUAGACUGGUUGUCGGCUUUAGCAAGAUCUGUAGUUACUUCUAGCUAGACCAACUGUGCUUAGAGCUUACGGAAAGCAGCCAAGACUGUCUAGAAGCAGGGAGAGUAGUUCUUGCUUCCCUUUUAGGCUUCAGGGCAGCCUUCAGCAGUGCCCUGGGCCAUACGCUCCAUCAGGUCUUACCAGUAAAAGGGCCAUGACACAAAGUAACGUUAUCUGCAGUCCAGCACUGUACUGUGAUUUAACUGCUUUGCUACUGACAUUGAAACUGAGCCCACUGCGUAGUUUUAAAACCUGUUACAGGUUUUAUUUGCAAAAUAGAAAGGAAUGAGAGUGCAGAUCUCUCACAGCUGUAGAGACUCCCAAUCCUGGAUUCCUUACAGGCAAAACAUUGGUGAAGUUGAGUGACUGCACCUCCUUUCGCACCUCUGCUCUUGUGCUUGCCACCUCCUCACUGCUGCUGAAACUUGCUUGGGUCAAGAGUGCCCCAGGCUGGUCGCUUUCCAUUCCUGCUGAUGCCAACAGGAAACCCUUAUUUUUGUACUUAGUCAACUUACAAGGACUUUUAAAGCACCAUUGUACAGAGGCUACUCUAUUUUCUGAUGAAGUCUUUAAAUUAUAUUUUUAAUAAAGUGUUUUUAAACCUA
Molecule: messenger RNA, 5404 nt
Organism: Dromaius novaehollandiae (emu)
Lineage: Eukaryota; Metazoa; Chordata; Aves; Casuariiformes; Dromaiidae
Gene: GGT5
Product: gamma-glutamyltransferase 5
Exons: 13
Coding region: 730-2262 (510 amino acids)
Biological process (GO): leukotriene D4 biosynthetic process; inflammatory response; glutathione catabolic process
Cellular component (GO): plasma membrane
Molecular function (GO): glutathione gamma-glutamate hydrolase; leukotriene-C(4) hydrolase activity
Source: RefSeq, a predicted model, not a curated record